Tinamus guttatus (white-throated tinamou) is the source of this 887-nucleotide messenger RNA. RefSeq names its product tubulin alpha-1D chain. Gene Ontology annotation, cellular component: microtubule. NCBI's taxonomy places the organism in Eukaryota, Metazoa, Chordata, Aves, Tinamiformes, Tinamidae. Gene Ontology annotation, biological process: microtubule-based process. The record is from RefSeq and is a predicted model, not a curated record. Gene Ontology annotation, molecular function: structural constituent of cytoskeleton; GTP binding.
CUUCCUGUGCUAUAAAGUUGCAGGCAGAGGCAGGGGCAGCAGCUGUUUUGCCUAGAUCUUAGCAAGCCUCCACUCUCAUCAUGAGGGAAUGCAUUUCCAUCCACAUCGGGCAGGCUGGCGUGCAGAUGGGCAACGCCUGCUGGGAGCUGUACUGCCUCGAACACGGCAUCCAGGCAGACGGGACCAUUCCUGGCCCCAAGCUGGCAAAACCUGUGGAGCCGGAGCCCGAACAAGUGGAUUCUUCUUUCGAGACCUUCUUCUGCGAGACGGCGUCUGGGAAGCACGUGCCCCGGGCCGUGUUCAUAGACUUGGAGCCCACUGUCAUUGAUGAGAUCAGGACCGGGACCUACCACGCGCUCUUCCACCCCGAGCAGCUCAUCAGUGGCAAGGAAGAUGCUGCCAACAACUAUGCCCGUGGCCACUACACCAUUGGGAAGGAGAUCAUUGACACCGUUCUCAGCAGAAUCCGUAAAAUGGCUGACCAGUGCAGUGGUCUCCAAGGGUUCCUGGUCUUCCACAGCUUUGGGGGAGGCACAGGCUCUGGCUUCACCUCUCUCCUCAUGGAGCGGCUCUCUGUGGAGUACAGCAAGAAGUCCAAGCUGGAGUUCUCUGUGUACCCAGCCCCACAGGUCUCCACAGCUGUGGUGGAGCCCUACAACUCCAUCCUCACCACCCACACCACCCUGGAGCACUCGGACUGCUCCUUCAUGGUGGACAAUGAGGCCAUCUACGACAUCUGCAACCGCAACCUGGACAUUGAGCGUCCCACCUACACCAACCUCAACAGGCUCAUUGGGCAGAUUGUCUCAUCUGUCACCGCCUCGCUGCGAUUUAACGGGGCCUUGAACGUCGACUUGAUUGAAUUCCAGACCAACCUGGUGCCUUAC